Oncorhynchus nerka (sockeye salmon) is the source of this 8912-nucleotide messenger RNA. Its product is annotated as zinc finger protein 438-like. Gene Ontology annotation, molecular function: sequence-specific DNA binding; DNA-binding transcription factor activity, RNA polymerase II-specific. Gene Ontology annotation, biological process: regulation of transcription by RNA polymerase II. NCBI's taxonomy places the organism in Eukaryota, Metazoa, Chordata, Actinopteri, Salmoniformes, Salmonidae. Gene Ontology annotation, cellular component: nucleus. The record is from RefSeq and is a predicted model, not a curated record.
AAUGGCUGUAGACAAACAGUUAUGAAGAUCUGCGGUUCUACAAGAAAAUAAUAUGUCGCAAUUGACAAAUUAACGAAGAAGCCUCCAAAACAACUGGGGAUACAGGACAAUUACCCACACACCUCCAGGCUGUGUAAGGGCUAUUUGACCAAGAAGGAGAGUGAUGGAGUGCUGCAUCAGAUGACCUGGCCUCCACAGUCACCAGACCUCAACCCAAUUGAGAUGGUUUGGGAUGAGUUGGACCACAGAGUUAAGGAAAAGCAGCCAACAAGUGCUCCGCAUAUGUGGGAACUCCUUCAAGACUGUUGGAAAAGCAUUCCAGGGGCCCGUGGAGAGGUUCAGGGAGAGGAGCAGACCUCUGGCACCGACCCUGGAAGAGAGGAGGGACCACCUCAUAGAGAGAAGGGGCCACAAGACCUCUGCCUUGGGACAGAGCCAUGACCAGUCUGGAGCCAGACAGAAGACUGGACUCCACACUCUGACUGAAACCUUCAAGCACAAACACAACCAUGCUUACAUGACCCAUUGACCGCUGGGCCUUAUCCAUCCACCAUCCAUCUGAUCCAUCCGGCCUCCUCAGCACAUUCCAUUCCACGCGGAUGGAUACGUCAAGUGAACCGGUCCGACUAGAGCACUGCCAUGGCCCUACCGUAACCCUGGCGACCUGGCUGUUAACGUAAACACCAGGCCUGACCUUUCACCUCUCGGCCUUACCUACUUAUCUGGGUAACCCUGGGAAGGUCUGGCCCAGUCGACAUAGCCACGGUUUCCUGGAAUUUCCGUCUCGCUUUCUGUUUAUCUGUCUGUCUCUCUCACUCUCUAUAUAUUCGUCUACUGCCAGGGAAGCCCUGUCCAUCUGUCCUCAGCCCAUCCCUGACCCCUGAACCCUGGUAGAUUUUGAAGCCUUGCACUAGAUUAAGUGUCUCCGUUUGUGACCUCAUGUUCCCCUUGAGACUUGGGUAGCGACGUCUCUACGGGGAAAGACGAGGAAUAUGAUGAUGCUGAUGUAGAAAGCUUGUUAAAUACAAAAGUAGUAUAUUGAAGUUAAUUCAUACAGUAUAAACACAUUAUCAGAUAAAACACAUUUGCCAGCAAUCCAUUUAUUUGUAUGUCAAGAGUCAUACUCAUGUUGCUAACCUGCCCUGUAUGAACAUUGUUCUCAUCCUUGUAUGUGUGCUCACGUAAUCAAAAUGCCCUCCAAAGGAAUGACAACCGCAGAAACAACAACCACGAAGCUGUCAUAUGAGCCCAUGUUGGGAGGAGCAGUCAGAAAUCUGUGGGGUGGGAUUCAUGUUGGUAUAACUCCUCCUGCUUUCUCGCUCCAGUUAACCCCACCAGCUUGCCUCUGGGCCGACCCGUGUUUGUCUGCUGCUGCUCAAUGCUGUGCUCAUGUCAUUAUCAUCCGACGCAGGUGUGCAGGGGAGACCCACCUAAUGCACUACUAUAUCACCACCCCCUAAUUCACAAUACACUACCCCCUGAUUCACAAUACACUACCCCCAAUUCACCACUACACCACCAUACUAAUACCCCCUACCAUGAACUGAGAGAGCGGACGAUUUGUUACAGGGAUUUACUGCCUAUUCACUGUCUUUCUCUCUCUCACCCUCUGUUUUUCUCUACAUUUUUCCAUUUCUUUCUUGCUUGCUCUCUUUCUUUCUCAUCAUCUGCGUAGCAAUAAUGUAAUUGACACUGGGGACCUCAACAGUGAGGCCCCUCCCCCCAGGGCAGGUCGACAUGUGGCUAAUGGGGGGAGGAGGGAGGGUUUUUGGCAUCCUCAUUCUGCAGAUAGGGACGCACACUGAGGAGAAUCCCUAUACGAGAGAGAGAGAGAGAGAGAGAGAGGGGCCUGAAGAAAGGCAGAAGAGGAGAAGAAAUUAGGUAGUUAUUGAGGGGGGGGUGAGGAACAGGGUGCAAAGCAAGACAUGGAAGGUAGAGAGGAGAGAUGGAAGGAGGCAGUUCUUGUAUUUAGAUUUGAAUCUUGAAUUUGUGGUUUAAACAUACACUGACUGGACAACAGGAUGUAGCUAGCCUGAGGCUAUAGUCUUCAUCAACACCACUCCAGUCCUCCUGUCUGUCUGUACCACCAGUGCACUUCCUGUGGCAGCCCUGGGCCUGGUCUGGAAGGUCAUCUGAUGGGUUUUCUUAAAGCAGCACACUAGGGCUGCGUCUCAAAUGGCACCCUAUUCCUUAUAUAGUGCACUACUUUUGACUAGGGUCCAUAGCACUGAGGUUCAAAAGAACUGACGACUGCGUCCAAGAUGUCCGACCGUUGUUUUCAACGUAAUCUACUUGCGUUUGCAUAUGCCGAUUUUCAUGCACCGUCUAUAUCCGGGUUGCAUCCGGUUUACACGGCCCGACUUCACUUGCGCACUAGCACUCUACUAAUUUUAUUCUCCCUCAUUCUCCAUUCCGUCGUUGUCUUUGGUUCGCAAGACUGAGUGAGAACAAUCUUUCCUGUGAGAAGUCAUCAGUCUGAUUCAAGCAGACAGCAGGCCCACACGCUGCCUGUGGUUGGUUGCUCGGCUUCGUCUCGGCAGCAUAGCUUUCAUAGUUCUAUAAGGAGUUUUCGGGAGGGAAGGUGUGAGGCCCCACUCUCCUUUCUGUGGGGGGUAGGCUUGGUGUCAACAGACAUCUUUGCUUUGUGCCAAACUGAGGGAGAGGGAAUGGGGGAGAGUAAAGGGGUGAGUCUAUCGUGCCCCCCUUUAUAAACUCCCUCCCUUUUAUUCCCUCCUUUUCUCUUGGGGUUCAACUGUAAACUCAGAGUUGAUGGGAGGAAGGUUAGCCUGCCACUGUCAAAAUCACUCUCACACGAACACACACACACACACACACACCAUUUGAACCCCCUUCAUGUCCUGGGAGCAUCCUUGAUAUCCCACCUCACUACUCUACUGAACGCCUGGCCAAACAGCCAAACUCACAGUUGAAUUGGAAUCGACUAUCCAAACAGAGGGGGAAUAUUUUCAGUUGCAUGGAGUUAAGAUGCUGUGUGGACACUGUAUACAUAUUCUGCUCUCACUCAGAAAUACUUCCAGGUGUUGAACAAUGAGUCUUUGACUCUUUUUUUUUUUCUUGUUUCCCUCUUUUGAAAUGAAAGCAACCUUUUGGUUCAGCCCAUGUCCUUUGAAAGUCGAUAGAAUGGUUGGGUGUAGGUUACGUGGGAGAAAUGAUACUGUGAAAUGUUUCCCAUUUUAUUUCAAUCUAGAGCCUGGUGGUUAUUCUGAAUGUGGCUGGUAUCUUGCACAGAACUUGGACACAUUAACCCACGACUGAGACAGGUCUUGGUCUAGACUUCCAUGCCAGGCCAGAUGAUGAAGAGCCUCCAGUUCAGAAGCAUCGCCCCCAAGGCCCCAGCAGCGGUGGUUCCCUCUCCAGCCGCCAUCCUGUCCUGCCAGCACCCCUCCGCCCUCCCGGAGGCAGCCUCCACAGCCGUCAGCCCCAAGUCUAUCCUGGUCCCGGCCCAGAACUAUGCCCUGAUGCAGGUGGCAGGGCAGGAGGGUACCUUCUCUCUGGUGGCCCUGCCGCCCUCCGUAUCCCCUCAGUCGCCGCAGCAACAACAGCAGCAGCAACAGCCAAUCCAGAAGAACCUGAAGCUGCCCAUCCCCAGGUACCAGCCAAUGAGGACCAAGAACACCCAGGAGAAGGUCAAAUCAGCCACGCCCACCGCCGGUGGCAGCGCCAGGGGGGUGAGGACACCCACCAAGGUUGCAUUGACAACCCGGGACCAUCGGUCAAUAGCAGCCAUAAAGAAGAAGUUGUCAUUGGCUGAGCCCAAGGAGGAGCCAUCAGAACAGGUCAUACUGAUCGACGACUCAGCCUCCUCUGAGCUCUCCGCCCUCACAGCCCUGCUCCCAGACAACGCCAUGCUCUACAAUGGCUCUCCGCUGGAGCGAAUAGCAGUGGUGGACACCACCCCCGACCACCGGUCCACUCCUGCCCACGCUCCCGGCCCUGUCACCAGCAUGCUGCAGAACCUCCACUACCCAUCUGGUGGCAUUACUAAAAGUUCCCCGGUCGAACCAUCACAGGAUGAGAGCAGCGGUAAGGUUGCUAUCAGGCCGUGCCAACCCAAGCCUGUAGCCCAACAGCCCCAUCCACAGCCAGCUAGUAGCAGCAUCACUGUCCUCUCUCCAGCCAUCUUCAGCAAAGCUGUCCAGAUCAUCCCAUCCCCACCCAACGGCAAGCUGCCCAUCCUGCCCUACUCCAUGAUGAAAAGCACCCUCAUACCCGCCUCCAAACUCAACCUCAAUGCCAUGUCCCCCAAGAAGGCUUUCCCUAGCCAGCCUGACCUCUCCCCUUAUUCCUCUGAUCCCCAGUCCAAGACCCCGGAGACUGCUGAGGCCCUAUGUCAGAACCACAUGCCAAACUCCCUGCUGCAGAGCCAGCCUCAGGCCAAGACCACAGGCGCCCUAUCGCUGCUGGGAACGCUACAGAUCCAGAAACCAUCAGGCAAGAAGAGGGGGAGGAAGAGGAAGACAAUGGAGGACAUUCUGGCCUUUGAGGCGAGGAAGAAGAGGUCCUUGUCAUUCUUUCGGAGGAGGGUGCCAGAGAAGCCUUCUGUCUCAGCUGUCAUCUCCUCCCCGCUGUCUAAACAGCAGAGGGAGGUGGACAUCUCUAAGAAGUACCGCAGCAUCAGACCCAAGCCUCACCACAUGCUGCUGAUGGAGACUGUACCCCAGCUGGUCAGCCUGCCCUCCUUCACCUCCUCUGACAGCCUGGAUUCAGAGCUCCUCGUGGGGCAUCAGCUCUCUGCCGAGGUCCUGGAGCCCGGUCCUCCCCAGCCCCAGCCAGCCUCUACCCCGCUAUACCUGAAAGGGGGCCCUUCUCAUAGGGUCUACCUGGGCAGUAGCCAGCCCCUCCACCGCUGCCCCACCUGCAGCCGCUGCUUCCAGUUCAAACACCACCUCCAGAGCCAUAUGAACAGCCACACCAACAGCAGGCCUUACCUGUGUCCUGUGUGUCGUAAGGCCUAUGCUCACUCUGGCUCCCUCAGCACCCACAUGAAGCUGCAUCACUCUGACGGGAGACCGCGGCGGACGCUUCGCUGUGACUUCUGUGAGAAGGCGUUUGGCUACGUGGGUGUGUACUUCGGCCAUUUGAGGGAGGUGCAUAAGGUGAUCCUGACCGUGGAGCCGUCCGUCAGCCAGCAUGAAGACGACGUGCCUGUGGAGGGGGCCAUGUCUUCAGACCUGGGGGACGAGCAGGGCCAGGAGGAGCGCGAGGACCCAGUGGAGCUCCAGAUCAAGUGUAGCCGCUGUCAGGCCAUCACCCCCACCUUCGCCGACAUGAAGCUACACCUGCUCUAUGUGCAUGGGGAGGAGGUCCAGGUGCGCCUGCGGGACGGCUGGGGGGGUGGGAAGGUCACUGCGGGGGGCCGGGAGGCAGAGGAUGAGCUGGUGAAACACGCCGCCCACUACUGGCGCCAGCUCAAUGAGAAGAGGAACCUAGUCCGGUGUGGGAGCUGUGAUGAAGAGUUCUUCUCCUUCUCCAAGCUGAAGCGUCAUAUCCUCUCCCACCACCAGGGGGGACCGGAGGAUGAUGGAGAGGGGGAGCCGACCGGCCCCUCAGCCUGGGGAGGGAGAGGGGUCCUGAGGCAGGGAUUGGUGUUUAACUGUUUGCUGUGCAGCCAGGUCCUGGACAGUAAAGAGGAGGUGAUGGAGCACUGGAGAGGCCACCACCACUGUGAGGAGACCCAGGUACUCUGGGAGGCCCUCGGCUCCUACUCGGGGGAAAGGGAGAUAGACUCGCCCGACCACAGCACAUGUUAACAUGGCACUGGACACGUUCUAGGUCGUCUCUGUUGCAGUCACGCUGCACAUCUCAGAAUAUUGACUUUACUUAUUCCUUCUAGCCUCGAAGGAAGCAAAUUGCCAGAACAGUGCAUUUUAAAAGAUUGAUAUAUCAUAUCAACGUGGUUUCUGAGAUGUAAAAAAAAACAAUUCUCCAGGCAUUGUGAGAUCUUAUAAUCGGGGCAGGCUGACUACAAUAGAUAUAACCUCGAACGUACCUACUAUUUGUGUCUGUCUGAGCCGAUCAUGCGCUGUGUGCUGCUCUCAAACACACCCAGUUAGUCCCUAUGCACACUAUCCAGCCGACCCCAACCAUGCAGUACAUUUCCAGCUACUAUGGUGGCUGGGUAACCACUAACCAGGCAAGUUCAGCUCACCUCAGUAUGGUGAAAGGGUAUUAGUCCAUACAGAGGUCAGUUAUCGCACAGUUUAGUUUGUUAGAGAAUCCACUUGAUACAUUACAAAUGAUUAUUUUGGUAUUUUGUGGACUGCACUGUGUUUUGUGUUUUUGUGUUUAUUUUUUUCUAUGUUUUAAUAGGAUUGGGUUGUUUUGUAUUGAAUAUGUACAGUAUAUACAGUACCAGUAAAACGUUUAGACACACCUACUCAUUCAAGGGUUGUUCUUUAUUUUGACUAUUUUCUACAUUGUAGAAUAAUAGUGAAUACAUCAAAACUAUGAAAUAACACAUGGAAUAAUGUAGUAACCAAAAAAGUGUUAAACAAAUCAAAAUAUGUUUUAGAUUCUUUAAAGUAGCUACCCUUUGCCUUGAUGACAGCUUUGCACUCACAACCAGCUUCAUGAGGAAUGCUUUUCCAACCUUCUUGAAGGAGUUCCCACAUGCUGAGCACUUGUUGGCUGCUUUUACUUCACUCUGCAGUCCAACUCAUCCCAAACCAUCUCAAUUUGGUUUAAGUCGGGUGAUUGUGGAGGCCAGGUCAUCUGACACAGCACUCCAUCACUCUCCUUGGUAAAAUAGCCCUUACACAGCCUGAAGGUCUGUUGGGUCAUUGUCCUGUUGAAAAACAGAUUAUAGUCACACUAAGCCCAAACCAGAUGGGAUGGUGUAUCGCUGUAGUGGCAAUGCUGGUUAAGUGUGCCUUGAAUUCUAAAUAAAUCAGACAGUGUCACCAGCAAAGCACCCCCACACCACCUCCUCCAUGCUUCACGGUGGGAACCACACAUUCGGAGAUCAUCCGUUCACCUACUCUGCGUCUCACAAAGACAUGGCGGUUGGAACCAACAAUCUAAAAUCUGGACUUAUCAGAUUUCCACCGGUCUAAUGUCCAUUGCUCUGUUUUUCUUGGCCCAUGCAAGUCUCUUCUUAUUGGUGUCCUUUAGUAGUGGUUUCUUUGCAGCAAUUCGACCAUGAAGGCCUGAUUCACGCAGUCUCUUCUGAACAGUUGAUGUUGAGAUGUGUCUGUUACUUGAACUCAACCAUUUAUUUGGGCUGCAAUCCGAGGUGCAGUUAACUGUAAUGACCUUAUCCUCUGCAGCAGAGGUAACUCUGGGUCUUCCUUUCCUGUGGCGGUCCUCAAGAGAGCCAAUUUCAUCAUAGUGCUUGAUGGUUUUGCGACUACACUUGAAGAAACUUUCAAAAUUCUUGAAAUUGUCCAAAUUGUCUGGCCUUCAUGUCUUGAUGAACUGUCAUUGCUCUUGGCUUAUUUGAGGUGUUCUUGCCAUAAUAUGGACUUGGUCUUUUACCAAAUAGGGCAAUCUGCUGUAUACCACCCCUACCUUGUCACAACACAACUGAUUGGCUCAAACGCAUUAAGAAGGAAAGAUAUUCCACGUGACUACCUCCAUGAAGCUGGUUGAGAGAAUGCCAAGAGUGUGCAAAGCUGUCAAAGGCAAAGAGUGGCUACUUUGAAGAAUAUCAAAUUAGUUAGUUUAACACUUUUUUUUGGUUACUACAUGAUUCCAUGUGUUAUUUAAUAGUUUUGAUGUCUUCACUAUUAUUUCUACAAUGUAGAAAAUAGUCAAAAUAAAGAACAACCCUAGUAGGUGUGUUCACACUUGACUGAGCGUGUGUGUGUGUGUGUGUGUGUGUGUGUGUGUGUGUGUAUAGAUAUCUGUUUGUUAAAACUAUGUAAAUAAACAUAAUACUGGUAGAAACACAGGCAUAUUGUACCUAAAAUCGAUUGGCCUUGAAAACAGUCAUCCCAUCUAUGGUAAAUGAUUGACUGAAGUCUAAAGUCUGGGUUGUGGCUUUAGGGACAAAACUUUCCAAUUCAACCGUGUGUUACAGUAGCAGGAUCCUCUCUAGCUAUUUUGACCUAAAGAGGAUAACCUUCUCAGUACACCAACACCUGAUUGAAACGUCUGAGGCCUUCUGAAAAAUUCUAGUCUCGAGAUCGACCCAUACAUCUGGCUCAUAACCAACAUCGACAUUUAAACAGAUUAUAUAUUAUUAUAUACACUGAGUGUACAAACAUUAAGGACGCCUUCUUAACAUUGAGUUGCAUCCCCUUUUGCCCUCAGAACAGCCUUGAUUCGUUGGGACAUGGACUACAAGGUGUCGAAAGCGUUCCACAGGGAUGCUGGCUCAUGUUGACUCCAAUGCUUCCCAAAGUUGUCAAGUUGGCUGGAUGUCCUUUGGGUGGUGGACCAUUCUUGAUACACACGGGAAACUGUUGAGCGUGGAAAAACCCAGCAGCUGUUCUGUUUGUGUACUCUGUGGUAACGGAAAAGGGUGAAUGAUAGGAUAACCACUGACGAAACUAGAUCUAUUUGUUACUAUUACAUUAUGAAGAAGUUAUGGAAGCAUUGAACGAAUGCUGCUAGCUAUUAUUCAGUAUAAACCUAUGGAAUUGGGGCACCUGAGGUCUGAUGUUAUAGAGACUGAAGUAUGCUUGCAUGCAUGUUUUAUGCCUAUUUGUGAUUGGAACCCCAGCAGAAAAGCCUGUUUUCUCUUCUGUUUGCUUCUUACAAAUGGGGAAUGUUCAGUGUUGUUUCCUGGUUGGGAUAGUGAAUUGUAAAGGGGUCGUAGAAGUGGUUUAAACAUUUGUCAGACUGUAACCUUUUCAUACAACAACAAAAAAAUCACAGGGUAAGUUAAGUGAAUGUACCUUGAAUGUUUCAAAACCCUACCAAAUUCUCUCUCUCUCUAUAUAUAUAUUAUA